GUGCGCGAGAGAGAGAAAAGAAAGGAGAGAAGAGAGGAGAGAGAUGGGUAUCUCAGCAAAGGCAAAGAGCGGCGGUGACGGCUGGGGUUUAGGGUUUCUCUUAAUUUUCUUCCCUGAAGAAGACAACGACGAUGACAAAUAUGUCGACAAGAGGCGGCGGCUUUCAUGCUCAUCUUCUUCGUCUUCAUCGUCUUCUAGGUCAACAACUAGCAGAAGCAGUAGAACCAACCUUCUCAUCAGUAGAGCCCAAUCUACCUUCUCCAUUUGUGUUCUAAUCCUCUUCUUUACUGUUCUUCUCUUCACUCUCUGUACUUUCGAACCCACCUCCACCAUCUCCGCAUUUCCACGAAGGUGGCUCUCCGAGGACUCGAGAAGCUUCAGAAUCAAGUCCAAAAGAAUUUCUUCUAGUUCCUCGAAAUGGGUUUCGAGAAUUUGGGAGAAAAACGGUAAUCCAAGAACAAUUUCAAAUGCUGCUUUGCAGGGGAUGGGUACUCUGUUCAGGAGAGGAACCAGAGCCAUGAGUGACCUUGUUGUAGCUCAUUUAGAUGAGGACACUACAGACGCUGAGCUUCGCUUGUUCCUCAGAACUCUACAUCGAUCUGGUAUUACUGCGAGAUCAGAUGUUGUGUUCAUCUUCCCAUCUGCAAUCUCUUCAAAUACCACUUCUGUAAUUCAGGAAGAAAACGAUUCCUUCUUGAAACUCGUUCACCUUCACAGAGAAAACAACAAUUCCACUAGCUUGGACACAGGUUUCGACGUGAAACACUUCGUGAAAUCAGGUUCAGGUAAGCGACAGGAGCAGCAACCAUUGUGGGGUAAGCGAAUUCAUGGAAAUUGGAGCGAAACAGGAGAUGGCGGAGAAGACGAGUUCACUGAGUUGAGGUGGGGCUCGGUUUUGGGUUUCGAGGCUACAGAACUUGACCCGGAGAACUCGCUCGCCGGGUUUUUAGAUCAUGUCACAAUGAGCCUGAGGAGGUGGGCUACCUAUCCAAUGCUUCUCGGUCGAGUUCGGCACAACUUCAAGCACUUUAUGUUGGUGGACGUCAAGAACGUGGUGGUGCUCGGAGAUGCACUCGCCCGAGUCAGGAGUAGUAGCGCCGAGUCAGUGUAUUUAUGGACGACGACAGAGACUGCGCAUGGAGGCCAUGGCCGGAGAAACUCGGGUAAAACUCAGUCUCGCAACCCGAACGUGUCAAAACCAUUGAAUCCGGCAGCCAUCUUAGGCGGAGCUCGUGGAGUAAGAAGAUUAUCGAACUCAGUAUUGACGGAGAUCGUUAGAUCUACAAUUCAACACAAAAGCAAAAUCAAGUGGAAGACUAAAGUAUCCGAGUCUGCAAUCUUGAACCAACUCGUUCUGAACGGUUCAUUGUUGAAGAAUAUAGAGGUAAUCACGGCAACCGAGUCAAUUCCCGAUCCAAGUUCGUUAGUGAAUCGAAACACUAAUUCAUCUUCGUCAUCAACAUCAUCGAAUUACCUUUUAGUUCAUCGUGGGAAUAAUAAUCUUUUCAAUCUUCAUUCAAUUCUUCAUAAAGAAAUAUGCUCAUUCGUUGAAGACUCUUCUGUUUAUAGAGAUUGUAAACAGUAAAUACAAAUUUUUUUUAAGAACUUUA
Messenger RNA from Telopea speciosissima, 1610 nucleotides. RefSeq lists its product as uncharacterized. The record is from RefSeq and is a predicted model, not a curated record. Lineage: Eukaryota; Viridiplantae; Streptophyta; Magnoliopsida; Proteales; Proteaceae. The coding region runs from base 44 to 1585 and encodes 513 amino acids. The transcript has a single exon.